AUGGAUGAGAAAAGGGCCAGAAGAAACGCGAAAAGUUCGCUUACACGUCGCAGUAAUAAUUUAUACAGCAUGAUUGAAAACAACCGGCCUGUUGAAGAGAUAACAGAAGCGCUAGAAUUAGUAGAAAUAGACUAUAAAACUGUCGUAGAAAAGCAUGAGGCUUUAGUAGAAAAGGUCGAUGACGAAGAAUUUGAUAAGGAAGAAAAAUGGAUCGAAGAUUGCCGCGAGAAAACAUUAAUUUUGAAAUUCAGAGCGAAAGAUUAUAUUUUGAAAUCAAAACAGGAACAGGUCACCCAAGACACGUGCGCAGAAAAUGAUAUAGCUAAGAAAACACAGGAAACCCAAGAAAAUAACGGAGAAAAUACCAGCACAGCUAUUAUAGAGAAUCAAAUACCAGAACAAAACACAGAUAGCAAUUCUCAAGAUGUUGAACUUACCGAAGAAACAGAACAAACAGUUCAGGAAUUGACACCCCAACCGGCAGUACAGCAAAUGGAUAAUAAUGCAGAGAGUCCAACCAGUAACAAGGAAGUUAAAUCGUGUGCGUUCAAAGUUGAAAAGCCGAAAUUACCGAAGUUCAGUGGAGAUGUAAGAGACUACGUAAUAUUUCGGGGUGAUUUCAAGCAUGUUGUUGAAUCACAGUACAGCGACAGAGAUGCAAUAACAAUACUACGGGCAAGUCUUCAAGGAAAACCACUAGAACUGAUUAAGGGCAUAGGAUGUGAUUACAAAGCAGCAUGGGAGUAUCUCGACUCAAUUUAUGGAGAUCCACGAUUCAUAGCAGACACAAUUACGCAAGACAUAUCCAAGUUCAAAGCACUUCAGGAUGGCGAAGAUGCUCGGUUUUGUGAACUGGUCCACCUAGUUAACAGAAGUUACAACACACUUAAAGAAGUCGGUCGCCCCAACGAUAUGAACAAUAAUCAUAUGUUAGCUUUAAUCGAGCAAAAAAUGUCAAGUGAUGAUCGCAAGGUUUGGGCACGAGAUCUCGAAAGAGAGAAAAAGGAAGCCACACUGGAAAACAUUAUGAAGUGGAUGACAACAGAAAUGAAGUCCCGCAUGAGAGCAUCAGCCCCUCUGCGAAACCAAGGUAGAACAAGAUGGAACGUCAACCAUGUCGGGCAUGAAGAACACGAAAGGCACAAGUGUUGGUUGUGCAAGACCUCAACGCACUGGGUCGACCAAUGUUCGAAGCUAGAAGCAUGA
Messenger RNA from Paramuricea clavata, 1206 nucleotides. NCBI's taxonomy places the organism in Eukaryota, Metazoa, Cnidaria, Anthozoa, Malacalcyonacea, Plexauridae. The record is from the annotation of a GenBank genome assembly.